AUGACAACAUCCAAACGCCCGAAUUUCUUGAUUAUCGUCGCCGAUGACCUCGGCUUCAGCGACACAUCCCCUUUCGGAGGGGAGAUUGAUACCCCGAAUCUCUACCGCCUGGCCAUGGAAGGGCUAAGAAUGACAGACUUUCACACAGCGGCAUCCUGCUCGCCAACUCGAGCGAUGCUCCUGUCUGGCACCGAUGCUCACAUUGCAGGGCUAGGAGUCAUGGCCGAGAGACGGAGUCGAUUCCCGCACGUCUUCGAUGGAAAGUCAGGUUACGAAGGCUAUUUAAACUAUAAGGUGGCGGCAUUGCCCGAAAUUCUGCAGGAUAAUGAUUACUUUACCUGUAUGUCUGGGAAAUGGCACUUGGGCCUGACGAAGGAUGUUGCUCCUUGCUCAAGAGGGUUUACCAAAGUGUUCACCACUCUGCCUGGCGCCGGGAACCACUUCAACCACGAGCCUCAGCUGUAUGACACAACCGAAAAGCCACGAGUAAUCCUCAAGGGAAAGGACGGACUGUGGAUGCGCGAUGACCAAUUCAUCAGUGGAGCUAACGACCUCCCCAAAGACUUCUAUUCAUCCAACACGUUCACUGACAACCUCUUAUCCAUACUGGAGAACCGCACAAGCGAUGAAAGGGAGAAGUCCUUCUUUUCAUAUCUUCCUUUCACAGCACCGCAUUGGCCCCUGCAGGCACCGUCAAAAACAGUACAGAAGUACCACGGUUUGUAUGAUGACGGCCCGCUGGCCUUACGGAGUCAACGACUGCAGAACCUGAUCAAAAAUGGACUCGUUCCAGAAGGGGUCGAGCCCGCUCCCAUAAUAACAAUGGGGACUACGCCGUGGGCCGAACUGCCUGCCGAGGAACGGAAGAAAUCAUGUCGUGCCAUGGAAGUAUACGCCGCAAUGGUUGAUCUCAUCGAUGUGAAUAUUGGUCGCGUGCGAGAAUACCUUGAGUCAACCGGAGAAUGGGACAACACUUUUGUGGUUUUCAUGUCCGAUAACGGGGCGGAAGGACAGCUUCUUGAGGCUAUUCCUGUGCUAGCAGGAGCGACAUUGGGAGAUGUAAUCGAAAAGUACUAUGACAACUCACUCGAGAACCUGGGGAAUCAUAAUUCAUUUGUGUGGUAUGGCCCGCAGUGGGCAUCGGCUGCCACGGCUCCUUGCAGGGCCACCAAGUCCUUCACCACGGAAGGUGGUAUUCGAUGUCCCUGCAUUGUUCGUUAUCCUUCCCUCAUGAAGAUGGAGCCGGGGACUAUUAGCAACACGUUCACCACAGUCAUGGAUAUAUUGCCGACAAUGCUCGACUUGGCGGGUAUCAAGCAUCCCGGUACCCUAUUCCGGGGGCGAGAGGUGGCCCCUAUACGAGGCCAUUCAUGGAGACCUCUCUUGGAGUCCAGCGACAGCAACAUUGACAUCUAUCACUCCGAUGUUGUUGGCUGGGAGCAGCUUGGAAUUGCAGCAGUCCGAGUUGGCCAUUGGAAGGCGCUGUACUUGCCACCUCCGCGCGGGGAAGGCAAGUGGGAACUGUACGACCUGUCCAGUGAUUUGGGUGAAGUAAACAACCUUGCCGAAAGCAACCCUGAAAAGCUGGUCGAGAUGAUAGCACAUUACGAAACGUACUUCCAGGAGUCAGGCAUGUUCGAUUCGUACUCUGUUUUCCAGGAGGAGUUGAGGAAAACCGGGGUUAAAAGAAUUUGGUAAAGUCGCGGGUCAAUAGACCCAAGGGGCAAGCGACAACUGGCGGCACGAACCGCCUCGGGCUGACGCCAUCGUGUGGCUCUAAGGCGCAACUAGUGUCCACCGUGUCCACGUCAACAAGGAAGCCGAGAGAGUCCUGAGAGGUAGCGAAAUGUCCUAGAUAGGCCUCACCUUAAUCUAUC
Aspergillus heteromorphus CBS 117.55 is the source of this 1877-nucleotide messenger RNA. Its product is annotated as arylsulfatase. Gene Ontology annotation, molecular function: arylsulfatase activity. Bases 1 to 1698 code for a protein of 565 amino acids. The transcript is spliced from 2 exons. NCBI's taxonomy places the organism in Eukaryota, Fungi, Ascomycota, Eurotiomycetes, Eurotiales, Aspergillaceae. The record is from RefSeq and is a predicted model, not a curated record.